Microdochium trichocladiopsis is the source of this 711-nucleotide messenger RNA. RefSeq lists its product as uncharacterized. Gene Ontology annotation, molecular function: sequence-specific DNA binding; DNA-binding transcription factor activity. The transcript has a single exon. Lineage: Eukaryota; Fungi; Ascomycota; Sordariomycetes; Xylariales; Microdochiaceae. The record is from RefSeq and is a predicted model, not a curated record. Gene Ontology annotation, biological process: regulation of DNA-templated transcription. The coding region runs from base 1 to 711 and encodes 236 amino acids.
AUGGACAGCGAUGAUCUCCUGGAAUGGAUGUCCCGCUUCAACAACCAACUGAACAACAUUUUCGACAAGGUCAACAAUCUUCAAAGCGAGCUUCAGACUGUUCGUCACGAUGUGCAUCGACUAUUAUCCCAACGACAGACAAUUGCUAGGGCAGCGGCCCCACGCACAACAAGACCACGAGGAAAAGUGAAACUUUACUUCCCGGACGGGACGAAGUCUCCCCCCAUACCCUAUGUGACACUCAUCCAAUUUGCCUUUUUAAAGCAAGGCAACAACCCGAUGUCUGUCAAGUCCUUGUAUCAAUGGCUGGCGUUAAAAACGGAUGUCCAUGAUUUAAAGAAGUCAUCAUGGCAAAACAGUGUUAGGCACGCCUUGAGUUCAGAUGAUGGGUUUUGGAAUGACAAGGAAGAGAAGGUGUGGCGCGUCGACCCAAGCAGAACCGCAACACUGCACUAUAGUGAAAAUUGGCAGUACUUCCUCAAGGCUUUUCCCGGCUUUAUGGACGAUACAACCUUGUCUGUAUACCCGGCACUGUUAGAACAGCCAUCACCAUCCCACAAUGCCAGAUUUUAUCCCUUCGAAAAGGAUGUUUUUGGGGGAAACCUAGACGACGCCACUUAUAGAAACGUCUUGAAUGAGCUUAACACGAUCGAUCAAGACACUGAUGGACCUAUGAGCCUAAUUACGCAGAGCCACAGUUACCUAUUCUGA